Anguilla rostrata (American eel) is the source of this 2379-nucleotide messenger RNA. Its product is annotated as protein FAM216A. Bases 587 to 1339 code for a protein of 250 amino acids. The transcript is spliced from 7 exons. NCBI's taxonomy places the organism in Eukaryota, Metazoa, Chordata, Actinopteri, Anguilliformes, Anguillidae. The record is from RefSeq and is a predicted model, not a curated record.
ACUUGUCCCUUUAUAGCCAAUGGGAAAAUUCAGACUUCUGAUAGAAAAAUCCAAGAUGAUUUUUGAUCGCAUGGGUUCAUAGAAGCAAAUACUUUGAUAGGUUGUGUGUUUUAUACAUACAACAUGUGGCAAUUUAAUAAAUUUCACAUGUACAGCCUACAUACAGCAGCCCAUGAUUAACAGUUAUUGUUAAUAAAACUGGAUUUCAUAUCGGCCUAGUCUAAUUAGCUGCUGCUCUAUAUUGAUAAGCACAUUUAUCUGUAUAAUUAUUGGGCUAAAAUAAGUAAUCACGUCUGUUCAGUUCACCCUAGUUCGUCUGAUCGCACAAUACUACUGAUUUAGAGUUAAAUGUAUCCAGUGUUAUUAGAUACACCACUGAGACCGGGGAUGGGGCAGACAGGAGAAUUGGAAACAAGACCCAAAACUAUGUUACUAUGGCAACAUAUAGACGAGCACACGCAAGUUGGGCAGUUCACUCUCCUGGACCUCAGCGCAAACCGGUAAUUCUGCAGCCGGACUAUGCAGGUCGUUCGCGGCACCGAAACACACACGUAACCUGUGGACUUUUGGGACGAAACGAGGAGUCAUGCGAAAGUACAGCACACUCACAGAAAAAAGUGAUAACAAUGAGAGACUGACCCAAAACGUCAGUAAUACUUUCAUGUCGACCAGUUUUGGAUACACAGGAUCUUGCCAUCAAACAAUGGCUUCUGACCGUUUGUAUAGUAAUCAAGACGAUGCCACGUGCACUCAGGUGGCGUCUUCCCGCCGGAGCUCAGAGAUUCAGCGGGGAAAGCCCAUACAUAUCCCCAGAGCCUUAGCAGAUGGCCCGUUUCUACAGUACCCGCGUCUCACUCCUGGACAGAGGUGUUACUUGUCCAGCAUUGCUAGUAUCUACAGCAUUGAACACGUGAGGAGGCAGAUGCAACAGCAUUAUCUGAACGUGCUCUACAGGUGCACCCAGGAAGACCUCUGUCCCUUCAAAGAAAGCAGAAGUGAAGAAGAGAGCAUGAUGAGUAAUGAGUGUGUCCAGAUGGACUCAGGCAUGACUACAGUAUCCAGAACUCCCAGCAGGAGCAGAAAAGACAGUGAAGACAGCAGCUUGGUUGCAGUAAAUGCUGUCGCCCUGCCCAAAAUCCCCAUCAAACAGGCCAGGAAGACAUCAAGACCUCUGGCUUCAAAAGAAAGAAAAACCAGAAAACCCAAGAAAAAAGUUCCUGUGGUGCAAGUGGCCUCCACAAAAGCAAGAAAACGAGAGGCAGACACCAGCAGGAGGAGCGAGAAGACCAGGGCAGAGUUUCUGAGCGAGAGCAUGGAGUCCCUCUCCAUACAGGAAUAAACGCUGCUUUUGAAAAUGUAAGACAAAAUCCAAAAAAUGAACAAUAUUUCUAACGCUGCACAAAACAAUGAAAUGGAUGAUUGCACAUAUUCCAAAGAAUCCGCGGUUUUUCAGGGACACCUGGCGAUGUUUCGUAUUUCAGGCAGGCGUGAUUGGUUUAUUCCCUUUGAGAGCAUUAGCCAAUCGCAGCCCCCGUUUCCAUACACUGUUCCAAACCACUGGACACAGAGACAGCCAGCAGAAUGUUUUUUGGUGCUUCAAGAGCAAGAAAUGUUUGCUCUGCACCAUUAGAACACAACGUGAGGGUUGCGCACGGUUGUUAAGGGGCUGAUAGGGGAACUGGGAUUAGGCUGUUUGAGGAAGUGCAGUUUUUUAUGGACUUUUUUUUUAGCAAGCUCAGGAGUAGUCAGGAUAAGAGUGCAACCAAUGCAGUAAUCAGCUCAAGGUUAUCCUAGGUUAAAAAGUGUUCUUUUGGGAAUGCGUAUUCAAAUACCUCUUCAUCAUAGAGAACGGUGGUUGGUCAGGAUGGUUUUACUCAGUGACAGUUGGUGAGGAUAGCUUUACAUCUCCUGUUCUGAUGUGAGCGAACCUGUGUACUUAGAAACUAGUAUAUGAGUUUUUGAUAGGCACUUACGAACACACGUUCCUGUGUUCCUUCAUUGUGGUGGCGAUACUUUUACCUCAAGUGGUGACUCCUUGUUCUGUAGAAGAGUUACAGUCAGGGAUGUAUGAAAAUAAGAUUGGGGACGGGUGGUGGGGGGGACAGUCUUCCCAAGAAACUGCAAGAACAUUAGCCAGAAAUGAUGGAUGUAAUGUGACAAUACUCCAGCAAACUGGAUUUGAAAUUAAACAAUUAAUAUGAGAUUAAACUGUCAGCUUUAAUUUGAGAGUAUUUACAUCUGCAUCGGGUGAUCCCUGAGGAAAUACAGCCCUUUUUAUACGCAGUUUCCCCAUUUUAGGGGAGCAAAAGCAAUUGGACAAAUUGGCUGCAGUGGGAGUGGCAAUGGGAGAGCAAGUUCAGUCAGGGGCACAGUUAGCAU